Struthio camelus australis is the source of this 2964-nucleotide messenger RNA. The record is from RefSeq and is a predicted model, not a curated record. NCBI's taxonomy places the organism in Eukaryota, Metazoa, Chordata, Aves, Struthioniformes, Struthionidae.
AUGGAGGCCUGCCUUGGGGGAGCUGUGGCUUUUUGGUACCUGGGCUCGGCUCUGUGUCCGGUGUUACAGCCGAGCCAGGCCAGGGAGGGACCGCAGCUGGGGCUGAAAGAGCCCAAACCCAGCACCUCUCCUGUGCAAUGGGUGUCGGGGCUAGGGACAGUCAUAGCGGUCUCCUGCAGACCCCUUGGUUGCGUUUCAGAGCCACCUGGCACCUGCGGGGAGUACGGCUGCGACCUCUCCUGGGCCCGUGUCUGCCCCCUCGGCUUCUCCAUGGUGGAGACAGCCAACGGAGUCCGCUGUACUGACAUUGACGAGUGCCUGAGCGCUGCCUGCGAAGGACUCUGCGUCAACACCGAGGGUGGCUUCGUCUGCGAGUGCGGCCCUGGCAUGCAGCUCUCCGCUGACCGCCACAGCUGCCAGGAUACGGACGAGUGCCUGGCAACGCCGUGCCAGCAUCGCUGCAAGAACAGCGUUGGCAGCUAACGCUGCCCCUGCCGGACUGGCUACCAUGUCAACGAGUGCCGGCGGCCAGGAGAGAGACGGGCCUGCCAGCACGCCUGCCACAACACGCCGGGCAGCUAUCUGUGCUCCUGCCGCCCCGGGUACCGUCUUAGUGGGGACAGGGUGUCCUGCGAAGGCUUCCCCAAAUCCAUCCUGGCCCCAUCCCCUAUCCUGCAGUCCCUGCAGCACCCACCCACUCUCCUCCUGCUCCCUCCUGGCCCGGGGGGACCCCUCCCGGUCCCUAGGGGCUCCCCCUCUCCCUACCUCCCACCCCCAGCCCCAGCUCCAGGCACCCAAACCCCUUCCUUGCCUGCUGCCCCCUCGUCCCCAGCCGCUGUGCUGUUGCUGCGUACAGAGGGAGCUCCUGGCACCUCUGCGCCGCCGCCGCCGCCUGCUCUGCCAUCCCCCCGCUGCUGGUACCGGGGAGCCCCCCGGGAGCACGGCACCCGCUGGACAGAGCCAGGCUGCCUGAGCUGUGCCUGCCAAGAAGGACGAGUGCUCUGCACGUCUGUGAGCUGCCCCGUGGCCUGCUCCCACCCGCUGCCUGCCCCGGGGGGGGGGUGCUGCCCCAGCUGCACAGGCUGUCUGCACGACGGGGUGGCCCGGGCCGAGGGCGAUGUCUUCUCCCUGCCAGAUGGGAACUGCACCGUCUGCGUAUGCCUGGCUGGCAACGUCUCCUGCAUCUCCCCCGAGUGCCCUCCAGGUCCCUGCUCCAGCGCCUCGACAGCCGACUGCUGCUCCUGCCAGCCAGCAAAAUGCAACUUUCAUGGCCGCACAUAUGUACAUGGAGCCCGGUUCAGCCUGGAUGGGGAUGACUGCACCACCUGUAUCUGCCGGAGUGGUGAGGUGGAGUGCUCCUUCACCCCAUGCCCUGCGCUGGACUGCCCUCAGCAGGAGUGGCACCUGGGCCCUGGGCAGUGCUGCUUCACCUGCCGGGACCCCCCGCCCCCCUCAGGUUGCUAUGUGGAUGACAACGGGGUCGAGUUUCCUGUCGGACAGAUCUGGUCUCCGGGCGAUCCCUGUGAGUUAUGCAUCUGCCAGGCAGAUGGCUCAGUGAGCUGCAAGCGGACGGACUGCGUGGAGACAUGUCCCUACCCCAUCCAGAUCCCCGGGCAGUGCUGUCCUGACUGCUCAGCAGGCUGCACCUACAUGGGAAGGAUCUUUUACAACAAUGAGACAUUCCCAUCUGUCCUGGACCCCUGUCUAAGCUGCAUCUGCCUGCUGGGCUCAGUGGCUUGCUCACCUGUGGACUGUGCCAUCUUCUGCACGUACCCGUUCCACCCAGAAGGGGAGUGUUGCCCUGUCUGUAACGACUGCAACUACGAGGGCAGGAAAGUGAUGAACGGCCAGACGUUCAGCCCUGAGGGUGAGCCAUGUACCCGCUGCACGUGCCAGCUCGGGGAGGUGAGCUGCGAGAAGAGGCUGUGUCCCCAGUCCUGCGCAGAGCCCACCAUGCUCCCAGCUGCCUGCUGCCCGGCCUGCCACGCAGCAGAUUCCCGGGUCCUGCUGCAGAGCAGUGACCCUUCCCCAUCCCAUGAUGACUCGCCUGCCAGCACCCCACGUCCCAGCCUUCCACCAUCCACUGCCUCUCCGCGCCGCCUGGCCCAGCUUCUGCUCCGCGCUAGCCUGCCUCCUCUGGAUGCUCAGCCCCCUGACGCAGCAGCCCCCAGCCCCUCUCCGGGCAGCGCAGUGGCUGGGGCGUCUCAUCUGCUGGGGCCAAGCCCCCCAGAGCGCCAUGGGGGGCCCUUGGCAGCCGUUCUGCCCACUCCUCUCCCUGGUCCCACUGGCUUCUUUGGCACUGCGGCUGCCAUGGGCAGCCCCAGCUCAAGCCCUGAGGCUCAGGGACCUCCUGAGGAUGUGGACCCCUCAGCUGUGCUGCCAUCCAGCAUGGAGCACCCCCGGGGCCACACGGCUCCCUAGAGCACUGGGUGCUGUGUGUGCCUGGUGCAAUGUGAGGAGGAGGAGGCCUGCAGGACCAGCAGGCCUGGCCUGACAGACCCCUGUGGGGUGGGUGGCUGGGGAUGGGGCAUUGAGGCAUGUGGGUCUCCACACUUAAUACACAGGGAGGGUGAGGGUCCUUGCUCUCUACUCGCCUGUGCUGGGCUUUGCCCCUCUUCCUGGGGCAGAGGGUGCGUGGACCCCGGGUACCGUGGUCUCCUGGCUCCUCACUGUGUCAACACGCAGGGGGCCGGGGCAUGGGACUGGCUGUGAACAGUCUCCCUGGCUGGGGCAGUGCAGGAUGUGGAGGGGGGAGAGGCCUCUGGCUGGGGGCAAUGCUAAGCUGGGUGCACCCUACCAGCCCCUGGCUGCUGCAGACUGGCGCCAUGAUCCCCCAGGUCCUCAGUGGCCACCCUCGCCCCCUGUCGUGAACAGGGGGCAGGCUGGCCUUCCUCCCGCAAUGGCCGAGCAUGGCCCUGGGCCCUGGCUCCCCUUGCAGCAUCAAUAAAGUUGCCCUGGUAUUUA